CGUGUUCCCUUACCUUCACUGCAUGCAAUAGAAAACGCUAUUUAAUCUGCUGCAUUCUAGGAGGGAUACAUCAUACCAUUGCUAUAUGGCAUCAAGCUUUUUGUUCUAGGAUGAAAACACAUUGUAAAACCCAGUGAACAUUUUAAAAAUUUGCCUUUGCAGAUCCAGGGAAAAGCAGCUCUAAACAAAAUAAGAAUGAAUAAUAAUAAUACUGACAGAAGAGUUAAAAAAAAUAUCGCAUCGUGUCCCUAUGAUUCCAGAAAGGGAAACAGUGCCCUAAAAAUGCUAAUUCUACUGCGUCUGAAUGUGCACUGUUUUCAUUGUUGACCUGGUCUUCGCAAGCAACGUGCCUGCGCUCCCUGCAUUUCAGGCGCACCUGCAGAGCUUACCCAACAGCUGCAGAGGGCGCUGCAGCACUACAAAUUACUCGUGCGUUACUUCUGAUGCUCUACCCGUAUUUCUUCUCUGGAGGAAAAACUUGAUUUGUUGUUUAGUGUUACAGUUGGAAAGAUUAACGCGGUGGAAUGGAAAAAGAGGGGUUGACUGUUUAUGGAGUUACAGUAAAACACAUAAGCAGAGAUACUUCUACCUUUUAGAGUGGUACACUGUCACCCAGCCAUGCCUGCAGAAGGAAAAAGUGAUAUGGAGAGGAUUGGCCUCUUCAGUGAAAUGAGCUAUGUUACCAUUGGAGAUAAAUAUGUAUCACAUUAUAUGCGCCCUUUUAAUGAAACUGCAAGCAAGAACAGACAGAUGCUAUCUGAGGGGAGCAAAACAAUGUCAGCUCUUCAGGCAGGUUAUUUUGACCCCCAGUUUAAGAGGAUUUUCAGUGGUGAAGCCUACUCAAACCCUGUUCAACUAAGGAGACGUUAUAGAUUGGCAGAAUCAAAGAAAAAUUUGGGCAAAGCUUUCCUUCCCAGUAAUGGAGAUAAAUUGCCAUGUGGACUAGGCAGCUAUUAUGGAACCAUAGGAGGUCCGUUUGCGUACUUCAGUGCACAACUGAAAGCCAGAGAAAGAUACAUUCCUCCUGGAAAGAAUUUUUAUACUAGUCCAGGAAAAAAAGGAACUGGUUUUGGUUAUGCAAAUCUUACCAUAGGUGAGCAAUAUCCACAUGAAGCGGAUGGCUAUGAAUUAGAAAAAAUAAUUGCAAAGAAAGCACGAGAGGAACACAAGCGUUUGGUUAAAGGAGGGCCUUUCCAGACAAAAAUAUACCCCCCGGAGUAUUUUGACAUGAAUCCCUAUUUUAACGACAAACCUUUGCCACCUGUGAAGAAACCACCUCCAGAGAAGCGAAUUGCACCACCUUUCAAACCAAGUUCCCCUGCUAAGAAGUCAGGGGGCAUGAAAGGAGGCACAUUUGAUCCUUAUCCAAGCCAUUCUGCUGACCCUUAUGUAAUCAAAAAAACUAUGGCUGUCUCAUCCAGUAAAGAACGAAAGAUUUUUCAUCCUCCUCCUGGACCAAAAAGCAGACCUGUUACAAGUAUAAUCACUCAAAAUGUCAUAAGAUCAAUAAAUGUAAAGAACUACAAGACUGCAUAUGCUACAUCUUAUUAGGUAAAAAUGGUGAAAUGAAGGGUACACUUCUAAGACUCUUAACAGCACAGCACAGUUGCUAAUCGGCAUUCAGAGCAAAUAAAAGUGGAAUUCAAGUACA
Molecule: messenger RNA, 1651 nt
Organism: Meleagris gallopavo (turkey)
Lineage: Eukaryota; Metazoa; Chordata; Aves; Galliformes; Phasianidae
Source: RefSeq, a predicted model, not a curated record